UCACACCACAGAGAGGCUCAAAAGUUGAUGGAUCUGCGGUGGUGUGACUUUUGUUAUUAUUGAUACGGAAUGGAGAAAGUUACGGCCGAUGGAAGGAUUAAGACGCUGAUAGAGAAUAAUGCGAAGCUUGGGCAUCGGGCUUUGCUAACUAUAUUGGGAGAAAAUGCGAGAGAUCAGGUUAUGAUCAUUCAUCAUCUGGUGUCCAAGGCAUCAGGUGAGAGACCCUCCGUGUUAUGGUGCCACAAAAAAGAUUCAGAUGUCCCAAGACAAAGUCGAAAGCAGUUGAAAAAGCUUGAGCAAAGACUCAAAUCAGGAAAGUGCGACAUAUCACAGGAGAAUGCCUUUCACAUAUUCCUGCUGUCGACCUCUGUUAGAUACUGCUCCCUUUCUGAUACCCAGCGAGUCCUGGGUAACACAUAUGGAAUGUGUGUUAUACAGGAUAUUGAAGGUUUAACCCCCAACACAUUAUGUCGUGUUGUGGAGACAGUAUCAGGGGGAGGUGUUGUCCUCUUCUUGUUGCCGGGAAUGCAGUCUUUGUGUCAACUCUUUUCCCUCACCAUGGACUCACAUAGUAGACUGAAGACUUACUCUCAUCCCAAAGUCACUCCAUUGUUUAACAAACGAUUUGUAUUAUCCUUGGGCUGGUGCAAGUCAUGCCUAAUUGUGGAUGACAAGCUUCAGCUGAUGUCAGAACUACCAUCCUUAGCGGGUCCUGUGAAACCUUUGGCAAAGUCCAAGCUACAAGAGAUGGAGUCUUUGCAAGAACAACUGCAGAACUUGCAGAAGAGCCUUGAGGAUGCAGACAAACCACUUCCGCAGUUGGUGGGAUGUUGCAAGACCCUUGACCAAGCUAGAGCCCUCCUCAAGAUGAUAGAUGUGAUCACCGAGAAGGGUGGAAAAGGGCUGCUCUCAGUCACAGCUGGACGUGGUCGGGGAAAGUCAGCUGCUCUGGGGUUGUCGGUUGCAGCCGCAGUGCACUUUGGUCUCAACAACAUCUUUGUGACGAGCCCCUCCCCAGAGAACUUGAACACCUUCUUUGAGUUCAUCUUUAAAGGUUUUGAUGCACUGGGAUAUGAGGAACAGAAUGACUAUGAGAUCAUCCAGUCCACAAAUCAAGAGUUUAAUGAGGCAAUAGUGCGUGUAAAUGUAUUUAGAGAAUUUCGCCAAACUAUACAGUAUGUUGAUCCAGUAGAUGCCAGUAUGUUGGGACAGUGUGAGUUACUGGUGAUAGAUGAAGCUGCUGCCAUUCCCCUACCCCAGGUCAAGGCACUUAUUGGAAACUACAGCGUCUUCAUGGCAUCAACGAUCAAUGGGUACGAGGGGACUGGAAGAUCUUUGUCCCUAAAGCUUCUUCAACAGCUGAGACAACAGUCUAGCUCAGCAGGAGCUACAGCAGCAAAGUUAGUUGAUAUUUCAUCAGAAAUGACCUCAAGCCGCACCUUGCACGAGGUAACACUAGAGGAAAGCAUUCGUUAUGGAAGUGGGGAUUCUGUAGAGAGGUGGAUGCAUCAGCUGUUGUGCCUUGAUGCUACAUCAGAAGUGUUCCAGACUUCCACUUGUCCCCCACCACAAACUUGUCAGUUGUAUUAUGUUAAUAGGGAUGUCUUGUUUAGUGGCCAUAAAGAAAGUGAAGACUUCCUUCACCAGGUGAUGUCCCUUCUGGUGUCAUCCCAUUACCGCAACUCUCCUGACGACCUGCAGGUGCUGUGCGAUGCUCCAGCACACCAUCUCUUUGUGCUUCUUCCUCCUGUUGUGUCUGGCAUGACUUCAUUUCCGCCAGUCCUUGCUGUGGUGCAGGUAUGCCUGGAAGGAGGGAUACCCAAAUCUGUGUCUGACGGCAAUAAAAGCAGAGGCGAGCGGCCCUCAGGUGAUCUGGUGCCCUGGGCCAUGGCAUUGCAGUACCUUGACACCAGCCUGACGGAGCAAGUUAGUGCAAGAGUUGUCAGAGUGGCUGCUCAUCCCGAUUAUCAGGGUAUGGGUUAUGGAUCAUGUGCCAUCAACCUGUUGAGUGAUUAUUACAGCGGAAAGCACAUCUCUCUGGAGGACAAGCAGGACUCAGGUGUUGGCACUGAUGAGGAGGACAAGGACAGUGAUGCCAUUGUACCCCGCAAGAGUGGCAAACCCCUUCUCUCCAAACUGAGCGAACGAGUGCCAGAGUCCAUCGACUACCUGAGUGUGUCAUAUGGGUUAACAUUGCCCCUGCUGAAGUUCUGGUGCAGGGGAGGCUAUAUUCCUCUGUAUAUCAGCCAGGUUGCGAACAAAGUAACCGGCGAGCACAGUUGCAUGAUGGUGAAGCUGAUGGACAGCGGUGAUGGAGAAUCUCCGUUAGCCAAGAACGAAUGGGUAAAGAAUGCAUCCCGGGAGUUCAUAAGAAGGUUUAUUUCCCUUCUUGGAGGGCCUUUCUCCAAUCUGCCGUCCUUGUUGGCACAGAAGGUCAUCCAGUCCCACUCAACCACGGAGGAGAAAGAGAUUAAAUGGAAAGAACUGAAGAGUAUGGUGUCAGGUCAUGAUCUCCAGCGACUAGAAAAAUAUUCAAACAACUUGGCAGAUAGAUAUCUUGUAACUGACCUCUUGCCUAAUAUUGCAACACUUUUCUUCUUGAACAAACUCCCAUCAGUGCAUUUAUCACCAGUACAGUCAGGCCUCUUAGUGGGACUGGGCCUGCAGAUGAAGACCAUGGACAAUGUGGUUGCCAUGCUAGACAUCACCCUUGAAUCAGCGCUCGGCCAGUUCAACCGUGCGAUACGACGCCUUCUAAAAACAAUGACCAACAUACAGGAGUCGUCCCUGGCUCAGCAUCUCCCUGCUCCCGUUUUGCCUGAAUUUGUGCCAGUCGACAUAACUCUUGACCAGGACUUAAAUCAGGCUGCCGAGGACUUUGAACGAGACCAGAAGAAGAAGGAGAAGCUUCAGGAGAUCAACAGCCUCAUCAUGGGAGACGUGAGGAGGUACAAGAUCCAGGGCGAUGACAGGGCUUGGGAGUCUGUUCUGGAGGGCGGCGCUGGUGCCUCGGUCACUAUCAAGAGCGCCAAAAGAACAUCAAAGAUGACAGAUAAAGAGUUGGAGAAUAUGUUGGAAGCUCCCACCAAGAAGAAGAAGACCAAAGAUGCCCAAGGGGGUAAACAGGUAAAAGACAAGAAAAACAAGAAAUUUGGAAAGAAGAGAUAGUAGAGUGUAAAAUAAAACUUUCUUUAACAAAAUAUCAAAUAUU
Molecule: messenger RNA, 3211 nt
Organism: Penaeus chinensis
Lineage: Eukaryota; Metazoa; Arthropoda; Malacostraca; Decapoda; Penaeidae
Product: RNA cytidine acetyltransferase-like
Exons: 19
Coding region: 70-3168 (1032 amino acids)
Biological process (GO): rRNA acetylation involved in maturation of SSU-rRNA
Cellular component (GO): nucleolus; 90S preribosome
Molecular function (GO): 18S rRNA cytidine N-acetyltransferase activity; tRNA binding; ATP binding
Source: RefSeq, a predicted model, not a curated record